AUGGAGCCCGAAAUGGCGCAAGGAAGUACGUCCGAGGCGAGCCUCGAAGUGGACGUCAUCGCGAUGCCUGCAAUACGCCUACCUCCGUUGCCAGGAGCCUCUGCACCACCUUUGCCCGAGCCUCUCGAGCUACUCGAGUCGCCGCCAACUCUUCCCACAGACACAACAACAGAUCUUAGAGACGAGAAUCCCGAGCCGCUGGUGCCAUUGACGAGCAACAGUGAUCCACCAAGCGCCGGCUCGGAAGACGAGGUCGUGUCCGACAACGGGCCUGACGAGGGCGCUUCUACAAGCGUCCUACCCAACGACGAAAUCGCCACGGACACUGUCGACGACGGCGCGACAGAUACCCCAACAGAGGCAGACGCCGCAAGCAACGAUUGGACAGAGUACGAAGGCGACACUCUGCAAGCCGACGACACGUCAAGAGACGUGCCGAGCGAACCAACACUUGAAGGGAGCUACUUCGCUGAGCAAACCGAGCCAGCGCCAGAGAGCCCUGACUUUGACGUUGACGGGCCAACCGAGCCAGCGCCAGAGAACACCGACAUCGAGCCAGCGCUCGAGGAGGGCAACCCUGGGGCGUGGAGCGACGAUCCUGCACUUGGCGACACCGAGAGCACUACGGAGUGGGCGGCGGCCCCAGGUAUCGACGCGAUAAACGCAAAGGACCCGCCGACAGAAGAGAAUGGCGACGAAAGCCAAUGGGCGACCGACGAGACAGGCGCUUGCCUCGAUGUACCGGAAGCUCCGAAUGACACUCUUGGCGAUAACUACGGCGGCCAAGUCGUCGCGAAUGAAACCGAGUGGGUCGACAGAGCAGCUGACCAAGCGGAUGCGUACCCAGAUCCAGCAGCCGACGGCGUCGCGGACGAGUGGCCGAAUCCAGAACCAGACGCCGUUUCAAAUGACGUCGACAACUCUCAACUUUGGCCAGGUCAAGAAAAUAUAGACGAAGGCCAGGCCUUCAGCGCCAUGGACGAAGCAGCCAGCCCCGAGGAUACUCUGAACGAAGCGCCGGGGUGGUCAUCGCUGGAUCCAAACGGGUCGUGGGCAAAUGAACCUGGUCGCGCGGUCGGCUGGUCGUCGUUCCAUCCCGAUUCUACGUGGGCAGACGAAGCCAGCGCUCCUCCGUUGGCCCCAGUAGAACCAACGGCGUCGAUGCCGACAGACUUCGCCGGGACGCGCAACCGUCCUGGCUCGGCCAAAAAGGUACUCACGCGCGUCGAAAUGAUCAAGUACGCCAAGGACUUUGCCGCCGCCGAACGUCUCGGCGCGGGCAAGUCGUUCUUCAAGACGACGAUGAAGGACAUCGCCGAGCUCGGCGUCGGCCUUCAGCUCUAUUUUCUCUUCACCAAGUACAUGGGUCUCUGCUUCGUCGUCAUGUCGGUGCUGGCAUUACCCGCGCUCGUCAUGCACGCGUCGGCCCGCGGCAUCGACACGCAGAUGAUCGACCCGAUGCGGCUCGGUGUCUUGACGAUCGCCAACGAGGGCGUCAACUCGACAGCGAACGCGACCACCGAGUGGUGCGCCGGCAACCCCUUCACGGACGACCCGCACACCGUGAGCUACCUCAUCACGGCCUGCGACGUUCUCUAUUCGCUGACGUUUGCCGGGUUCAUGUGGUUUUUCAAGAUCACGGCGAACCAAGUCAUCGCCCGCAACGCCGAGGCGAUUACGCCGGCAAAGUACGCCGUGUACGUGCGCGGCUUGCCACCGUCGGCGACCCAAGAAAGCAUUUUGCAGCACUUCAACGCCCGCUACGACCCAACGACAGAGAGGAAGGAGUACCCGAUGAAGCUCGGCUGCUGGGGCCGGCCGCGAGCACCCAAGGUGCAGGCCGAUUUGACGCGCGGCGGACGGCUGGCCAAGCCCGUCGACAGUACGGAGCACCUCUCGCACCCGCACGAGAUGUACCUGCGCACGUACGUGGCCGAAGUGAGCAUUGCACACCCGACGGGCGGCCUGCUGCGAACCUUUUUGGCGAUGGAGUACCUCACGGCCAAGGCCGCCGAGCUCAACGAUAUUCUCAAGACGCUCCAGAUGCUGCCGGCAACGGACGCGGCCAACCGCGCUGAAAUCACAACCAAGAUCGAAGCGCAGCUCGAAAAAGUGACCGACACCCUCGAGAAGAAGACGAGCAAGCUCAAGGAGCUCCGCGAGAACCGCGCCAACAACCUCACCGACUGCGACUGUGCCUUUGUCGUCUUCAACAGCGUCGAAGCCCAGCGGCGGUGUCUGCGUGACUACCGCACGAGCCAGUACAGUUUGGCGCGGCGGUUCCAGCCCAAGGAACUUCGGUUCCAGGGCACGCACGCGCUCUGGGUGCAACAAGCGCCCGAGCCCUCCAACAUCAUUUGGGAAAACCUCGAAGUGCCCGUGCGAGAGCGACGUCUUCGGCGGUACUUGACCAACUUUGUGACGUUUUUGCUCUUGUUGGUGUCGUGCGCGGUCAUUUCGCUGGCGCAGAGUGCGCAAGCCACGUUUGCAGGGGGUUCGAUCCCGAAUUUUUGCACCGAGGCGCUCCCGGCCGUCUUUACGGGCAACUACUCGAUUAUUUCGACGCUCAAGUGGCAACUCUACUGGGACCAGUACCCCAACACGACGUGUCCGACGGGCAGCUACUACAUCUCGUACACCAACAAUGUUGUCGUACCGCAAACCAAAGUCGGCAACGCGACGCAGUGCGUGACCAACCGCUGCAUCUCGGCGAUCGCGAGCCUCGAUACGACGUGCAGCACGCUCCCGUGCUUUUUGCCCGCGCUCAAAGACGACAAGACGCGCCCGUGUACAACCUACAAGGCGUCGGAUCUGCUGAAAUGCUACUGCGAACCCGCCCUCGAGCGCGCGAUUUCGCUCUACGGCUGGCUCGACGGCCCGAAAAAGAUGUACAAUUACCAGCUGCCAUGCCAAGAGUACUUGGCCAACUACAUUCGGAAGAACGCGUCGCUCUUCCUCGCGGCCGCGACAGUCAUUGUCGUCAACCUUGUGUUGCAGACAAUCCUCCGCGCAUUUGCCGAUUUUGAGCGCCACGUGAGCGAGAGCGAGCGCGCGUCAGCCAUGGUGCUCAAGCUCUUCUUCGCACAGCUGCUCAACACGGGAAUCAUUGUGCUCUUGGUCAACGCCAACUUGAGCAACGUGCCUCUGCCGUCGACGCUGCGUGAAGUCUUGAACGGGAAGUUUGACGACUUUGUGCGGCAGUGGUACAUUAGCGUCGGCGUCGGGAUCUCGACAACCAUGAUCAUCAACGCGGUUUCGCCGCAGAUCGGACCGAUUUUGCAAACCUUCGUCAUUCGGCCGCUGACGCGGUCGCGUGCGCUCAAGGCCGCAGUGACGCAAAAGCAAAUGAACGACUUGUUUGCGGGCCCGUCUUUUGACAUUUCGCUGCGGUACCCACUUGUGCUCAACACCGUGUUUGUGACGAUGAUGUACUGCGGCGGAAUUCCAGUGCUGCUCCCCGUCGCCGCCCUCGCAUGCCUCGUCAUGCACCUCCUCGACAAGCUCACGAUUAUGAAGCUCUACUCGGUCCGCACCGCCUACGACGAGGCGCUUGGCGAGCUCUCGCAAGCGAUGCUGCCGUUUGCACUGUUGCUCCACCUCGGGUUUUCAACGUGGAUGUACGGCAACAGCAUGUUCCUCCAGUCGGGCCUGUUGAACGUGUCGUGGGUCUUGCGGGAAUUUGGCGUCCAGUCGAAUUCGACCAACGCCAACGACCUCUACGGUGAGCUCCAAGCCGCCGUGAGCGAGUACGAUCCGCUCGGGUCCGCCGGUCUCUCGUCCAAGAUCUGGCGCCUCAACGUCUUUCCCAUCUUUCUCUUCUUUGUCAUCGCGCUCGUCCUCUUCUUUUUAUCGCAGUUUUUUGGCGCCAUUUUGUGGCCGAUUCUGGAAAAACCUCUCUAUUGGCUCGCGAACGGCAUCGCCAAUUCGUGCUCGUCGACGCUCAAGAAGACGCUCAUGCACAGCAAGCGCAAGUACUCGAGCGAAACGCCGCUCGUGUCCCAGUACCCCGACUUUACGGGCGAGUACCAAGUGCACGCGACCUCCAAGGCCGUCGACGUUGCCAAAGGCUAUGAGCUCCAAGAGAACGGAAUCCUCGUCCGCAAGUGGACGGUCGACACGGACGUGCGAAACAAAGGCGACCGCAUGCUCACGUGGGAGGCCAUGGCGGCGCCCGUCAAGACGUACUCGAUCCACGCCAACCCCAAAUAUCAGAAUGCGAUGAUUGAGCUCUCGCACGCCCGCGAGCGUGUCGGCAACGAGGAUGCCGCCGAGAGCGAGCAAGAGAAACACGUCAGGAAGCCCAAGAAACCGUCCGGUUCCAGCACGGUCGUGCCUGUUGAGUAG
Molecule: messenger RNA, 4344 nt
Organism: Saprolegnia diclina VS20
Lineage: Eukaryota; Oomycota; Saprolegniomycetes; Saprolegniales; Saprolegniaceae
Exons: 11
Coding region: 1-4344 (1447 amino acids)
Cellular component (GO): plasma membrane
Molecular function (GO): calcium-activated cation channel activity
Source: RefSeq, a predicted model, not a curated record